Messenger RNA from Rotaria sp. Silwood1, 1035 nucleotides. The record is from the annotation of a GenBank genome assembly. NCBI's taxonomy places the organism in Eukaryota, Metazoa, Rotifera, Eurotatoria, Philodinida, Philodinidae.
AUGAAUGCAGCAUUAUUCAAUGUGAUUGAAUAUUUUCAACACAAGCAACUAUCAUUCAAGGAAUAUUUUACACAUGAAUUUCUUGAUUCACUUGACAAAAAGGUUCAGGAUAACAAUUAUCUAUUGAACGAUGCCAUCAGUAAUGAAAUGUUCGAUAUACUAUCGAAAACAGCCACUCAAUGUCAAUUACCUAUCCGCAUUCUUAUAAAUCAUUUGAAACUGGCAAUUAUCGGUUUUGAUGAACGCACAAAUGAUUUUAAUGAUUUGCUGGAAGAAUACAUUACUCAUACUGAAGAUCCCACAUUAGCAGAUUUGAACAAGAAACUUGAUCCUUCAUGGGCUCUUACAAACAACGAAGUAGCUCUGUUCAAUGGUCUAUUUAGUCUUUAUUGUCAAAUACUUUUAUCAACGGAGAAAGAAAUCCCUGCAGUUCAGAUUCCCGUAGCAUCAUCAAGUGAACUACUUAAGCAACCAAGUAAAGUACCAACUUCAACAGAACAAUCAAUCGGCCUGGAAUGUGAAUCCAAGUUGAAAUGUGUCUGGAUUGAAUCCGACGUGGAAAAAUAUUAUGAAGCUUAUUGUAAUGCCAUCAGCCCAGCAACUAGUAUUCACUUCAAACCGGAUGAAUUCUUAGCUGAAACGUCCGAUGAUUGGGUAAACUGUCGAAUUUUUCUUUGUUUGAGCGUUAGAGCUGCACUUGAAAUUUUACCUAAAAUUCAUAGAAAAUUUGAACUCUAUCGAAUUUACGUUCUUGGCAAUGAUAAAAAAGAAGAACACCUAAUUCCGCAAAAUGAAGAAGCAUUCAGUAAAAGACUACUUUUCACAAGCGAUCAAGAUGUACUUGUUCGACAAUUAUCAUUGGAUAUCAUACAAACAUUCCAGGAAAUUGGCGAUCUUUAUUUGAACACACAUGCAUAUGGCGACGCUGAGAGAUGGUACCAAUCAGUAUUGGAUAAAAUAAAUGAGUAUGGUAGUUCCAAAGAAAAAAUUCUAGUACCCAUCAUUCAGCAAAAACUAUCAAAAUGUUCAAGAUAA